UUUUCUUGGAUUCUUUUAUGCAUUAAAGAUGUCUGUCAGAGCGAAUUGGUCCCAGUUUAGGGUUAAGCUACAAUGGUUGUUGGACAGCGCGGACCUUAUAGAUAGGCCUGACCAUUCAAGGCGCUUAUCAGUACGACUUCUGACUGUGAAUUCGGAGUUCAUGAAUUUGGAAAACUCAUAUCAGCGCAUCCUUGAGUUGGUGGAUGAGGGUGUUCCAGCUGAGAGGGAAAUAGUUCUGGGAGCCCGCGCAGAUUAUGCACGUGCUUUAGAAGCUUUUGAUAGACUAAUGUCGAUUAAGUUAGAAGAGGCUCCGGCAAAUUCUAGCAGUUCUACGGUAAAUGCUAGAUCGGAGGUCGCCGAUCUGGACGCGCUGCUGUCACGUUUGCCAGCCCUUCGGCUUCCGUCCUUUGCUGGGGAGAUGGACCAAUGGGUGGGGUUUAACAAUCUAUUUGAUAGUCUGGUCGAUAAACGUUCAGAUUUGUCACCGGCACAGAAACUGGCAUACUUGAUGUCGUGUUUAUCCGGUGAACCCCGUGGAUUGGUCCAACACCUCAAGAUUGCGGAUGAAGGAUAUAGUAUUGCCCGUGAUCUUUUAAUGAAACGGUAUCAGAACACUCGGCGUUUAGGUGACGUACACGUUGACCAAAUUUUAAAAUUACCUACUAUUUCGGGUCGGCUUAGCGGUCUUCGGUCACAAUUUUUAAAUCCACUGAUUAUGGCGGUUAAUCAAUUAGAGCGUCUCGGUUUUCCUGUUUCGGAAUGGUCGUUUAUACUUUUACAUAUAUGUCUAUCAAAAUUACCAGCGUCACUUAAAUCUCGUUUUGAACAAAAAUUUGGUUGCGAAUCGGAUACCAUACCUAAAUAUUCGGACUUAGUUGAAUUUUUAGAAACGGAAUGCCGCUUAAUCGAGUGCGCGAAUUUGGAAUCAACAAAUCAGUAUGACUGUAACAAUUCGAGGCAAGCGAAGCCCGCUCGCAGAUCGGUUCAUUAUGCCGCUGCUGAAGUAAAGCAGCCGUGUAUAUGCUGUGGGGAUUCGAAACAUUUGAGCUUAACAGUUUGUCCGGAGUUUAAAUCCAUGUCGCCUUUUGCACGGAAAGAUUUUGUAGACAAGGAACGUCUAUGUUUCCACUGUCUGGGGAACCACAGCUACCGCGAUUGCCGUCGGGAGCUUCAUUGCAGCUGUGGAAGCACUAAGCAUCACCCGAUGCUAUGUUUUAAUCGGUCGGGGGUGCAACAGCGACAUAACAGUAAUAAUAAUCGGAGCUCGGCCGAGCGGUCAACCCCUCGCACGGGCGGGGGCUUUCGGCAGCAAUCUAACGUCGGAAGGGUCAAGUCACCUCGCGAUCUUUUACCCGCUCAACGUACCUCAUCUCCUUCACGACGACGUGAGGAGCAGCGAGAUGACUCACGUAAUGGAAAUCGUAGUGACAGGCCUCGGUACGGGCGUUCUGAUGAGCGGAAUGAGAGUGGUAGGAGAGAUGACGAUCGUGCUCUCCUCUAUUCCCCUACCAGACGCUAG
This is a messenger RNA of Maniola jurtina (meadow brown), 1519 nucleotides long. RefSeq lists its product as uncharacterized. The record is from RefSeq and is a predicted model, not a curated record. The transcript has a single exon. Lineage: Eukaryota; Metazoa; Arthropoda; Insecta; Lepidoptera; Nymphalidae. Bases 29 to 1519 code for a protein of 496 amino acids.